Messenger RNA from Trichomonas vaginalis G3, 464 nucleotides. RefSeq lists its product as uncharacterized. The annotation marks the transcript as partial. Lineage: Eukaryota; Parabasalia; Trichomonadida; Trichomonadidae. The record is from RefSeq and is a predicted model, not a curated record. The transcript has a single exon.
AUGCCAUUGGUCAGCGGUAACUACGCAUAUAUCCGCGUUGACGGUGUCAGCACAGGCAGCUUCCAUACAAGCGGCAAGACAACACUUGUUGCACGUGUUGGUCCAAGAAGCAGCUUCAUGGGUCAUGCGCCGAAUUCAACGAGAAGAACCAUCCAAACAAGACAUGGGAGUUCAGAUACAACGAUCCAGCUCGCUCAUCCUUCGUUCUCGUUCUCUUCAAGAAGCAUCUCUUCGGUGGUGACGAAGAGAUCGGUGAAGUCGAGCUCCGCCUCUCUGCUUUCGAGCCAAACACAGUUGUCAGCGAGGAAUUCACACUCAAGAGCCCACACAACAUGCCAGUCCCAGCUCGUGCACGCAUCAGCGUCCACCUCAGCGAAGACGGCAGCUCAGCAUUCUGCGCUCCAGCAGGCGGAAAGAUUCUCGCAAACCCUGAGAUCCCACACAAGGCAACAUACUUCCACUAA